This is a messenger RNA of Crotalus tigris (Tiger rattlesnake), 8546 nucleotides long. Its product is annotated as WD repeat- and FYVE domain-containing protein 4-like. NCBI's taxonomy places the organism in Eukaryota, Metazoa, Chordata, Lepidosauria, Squamata, Viperidae. The transcript is spliced from 53 exons. Bases 107 to 8335 code for a protein of 2742 amino acids. The record is from RefSeq and is a predicted model, not a curated record.
AGUCAAAUGAGUAAAGGGGGGGGGGAGUUGUCGAAAGCCGCUUUCCCUUUCUUGCUUAGACGUGCAACCAGCUCAGGACAAAACUUGCACAGAUCCUGGCCAAAGCAUGGAACCUGUGCUAGAGCUUCCAAAACCACCGGAAGAGAAAGCGGAUUCACCAGAGGAGCAUGGAAGCCAGGAUCCCAGCCUUCCCGAAGGAGGCAAUGGGACAGCAGCCAAAGCGCAGCCUUCACACCGUAGCAAAGAGCCUCCAUGCCAGCAGCUCCCCUUCCGACCGGAGACCCUGGACCAGCAGGUCUUGGAGUACAUGGAGGCGGCUCUUUUCUUGAGUCCAGAAGAACAGCAGAGACGAUGGCUUUCCAUUCUGACCACUUUUCUGAAGGCCUGGGAGCGGUCAGACGGCGGUAUCUGUUUUCCAAAUAUCCCGCUUUUAGCGAGUGAAACUUCCAGUUUUCUGGUGAAAGAAAUCAAGAAGAAAAUGAAUGGAAAUCCAACAGAAGCCGCUGGACCACUUGUGUGGCAAUUUCUGCAGUGGAAGGGGGAGCUGGAUUCUGACGGUUACCUGCUGCUUAAAUCAAUCUACCUGCUUUCGCUGUACAGCUCGGAACAGGAACUCCGGUGGAAUAUGAUCAAGUCUGGGUUGCCUGUGACGUUGCUGCAGUGCCUGCACCUCUUCUUUGUGUCUCCCCCGGAGGCGGCUCCUGGUGACAGGGAGGAGCAUCAGGGCUCAUGGAAGACCCAGGACAUGUUGGUGCAGACGAUGAUCAACAUUUAUGCAGAAAAACAAGGAGUGGAGAUGCUUCUUAUGUCUGGUCAUCUUAAAUCUUUAAUCAUAGCAAGAUCCUCUCUCUGGGACCGAAGCAGCCCUGGGUGGAAACAGUCCGUAAGCCAAGUGCUCCAAACGAUUUCAGAGGCCCUUUCUACAACCACAAUUUCAUACCUGCAAGAUUGCAUCAAAACUUCUAUUCACAAUUUGUCAGAACUUGAUGAUUCCCUGCCUACUUGGGAAGUAUGUGAAUCCAUCAAUAUUAUCCUGCAUUUUGUGAGGAAUUCCUACCCAAUUUCCCCAACCUUGCUUCUGGAGUAUGAGAACAAUGGAGGGCACCAGCUGCUGUUGAAUUUUUUUUUAAGAUAUGAAGGGCCACUGGACAAAAAAGAGAAUGCCAGCAUCAAGGAGACGUUGGAGUUAGUGACACAACUGACCCUUUGUGGGGAAACUGAACUGAGUGUUUCACGCAAUAUUGUAUAUCCACAACUGCCACAGUUUGAUGAGAAACAGCCUGUUUCUUCUGGAAAAAGAAUAAGGAACCUGAAAGCUUUUCAGGUACUAGAACUGCUUUUUCAGAAAUCCAACAACCCAAAUCUCUGCCAGUACGUUUUGCACGUACUGAAAUCCAUCUGGAUGUGGGACCCCAUGAAUUUCUUCCUGCUUGAGUGGUCUCUGCAGCCCAUCUGCCAGUUUGUGGGGGUCAUCCCUCUCAAGCCCUUCCUGGUCCAGGUUCAGUUCUUCCAGCUGGUGGAGUCGGUGGUGGUGGACCUGUCUUAUAUCCCUCAUGAGAUCUUGAAGAAGGUUCAGUGUUUGGUCAACGAGAAGGCUGAUCCCAUAUGCGCCUCGCUUGCCUUGGGCUGCCUCCACAGUGUCACACAGAGAGACCCCCUCUUGACGGACAUCUUCCGAGAUUCAGGACUUUUAGGAAUGCUGCUUGUUCAAUUGCGUAAAGAAGCCAAAAGACUGAUAAAGAAAGGAAGCAUCCAAGCAGGUCCUCAGGUGUCGGAAGUGGAGGAACUCCUCAAAAUGAUGCUGAAGAUGACGGCCGCUCUGGUGGUGGGAUCUGUGAGGAACACAGUCAUUCUCAGGGACUAUGGCAUGGUGCCUUACAUCAAGAUUUACAUGGACAAUGAGCAGUACCGAAGUGAUGCCGUGAAGAUCCUGGAGCAACUGUCCAUCGUCAACCCUGAGGAGUACAUGAGCUCCAUUGUUGGGGCUCUCUGCUCCGCUACUCAGGGCGAACUGCACUUCAAGUUGGAUCUGCUUAAAUCUCUCCUGAAGACCCUGGUGAACCCCAAGGGCCGCUCCGCCUUCAGAAUCAGCAGCGGUUUCAAUGGGCUGCUUUCCCUUCUGGCUGACAUGGAAGGUGCCUUGCAGGACCCGCCUUCGGGUGUCUGGGCCUCCUUUGCUCAUAGCCACCUGCUGGAGCUGGUACUGCGCCUUCUCCAGACCACGGCAGCCGCUCUUUACUCGGACCCUGCCAAUGCAGACUUCUUCCAGAAGAACGCUCUCUUUGAGAGGAUGGCGGAGGACCUCGGCCUGCUUGGCUGCUUUUCAGCACAAAGGUGGGGACAAACCCCUAUGCAGAUCAACAAACCACGAUCCUUCGUUGAGCUUUCAAAUGCAGCUGUUUGCUCACCUGAGCUUUUCCCAGCACGGCUAAAAAGCUGCAUCAGGAUAUUCAGCUUCCUUGAUUCCAUGGCCAAGAGGAACCCCUUCGACUUCAAGAGCUGCUUGGUGGAAACAGAUCCUCCCACACUGGGCAUUCAGGAUGGGACAGAAAACCAGCAAGAAGGGUCUCUAGGGAAUCUUUGGGCCAUCCAGCCGCCAGAAUCCCAGAGCAGGCCACGAGGUGAGGACUCGAUGAUCGUGUGUCCUGGAGCCCUGUGUGUCAUGGUGACACUGAUUGGCAAACUCUACAAUGAAGCUUAUCCAGAGUUAUCCCUGGAGAUCCAAUUCGCUGCAGCUAACCACAUUCAAUCCUCGAUGGGCUUGGAGAAAAACCGCCAAGCGGCUUGUGCAGCUGGCCUGCUGGGCAGCCUCGUCGGCUCCUGCCCAGAAGUUCUGCAUGACGCGAGCAGCCCCCUCCACCCGCCUCUGAUCCGGCUCUUCGAGAAGCUCGCCUCCCAGUCCAUUCAGCCCGGGGUCUUGAGACAGUUUCUGUGCCCACGGAUGAUGUCCCUUCCCCUCGCUGCCCCACCCCGUGUGAACCUCCCCCUGGCACCCCUAGGUGACAGAGAGGAAUUGGACCGAGUCCAGAGGAGGGCAGCCCAGAAGAUUGUGGAUCUGCAAACCAAACCCUACGAGAAGCAGCUAAAAGGUUCUGGAACAGCUGCAUGGAACGACAGCACAAAGCCUCCUCACACCCUGUUGGGCUCUGACACCCCCACGGGCUCUGCAAUGGCUCUCCAAACGGCCAUGAGCCUUAUUUCCUUGGCAACACCACGCAGCCUGCACCUGCAGAGCGCCUGCCUGGCGCCUUCCUUCGUGGAGUUUGACAUGUCCCUUGAAGGAUAUGGCUGUUUGUUUAUCCCAAGUGUGGCCACCAGUCUGGGCCAAAGCACCGAACGCUCUGUUUUGGGAGGAGCCGGAAAAGGCAUCAGGCAGUUCCCUCCACCUGAGGGCCUGACUUUUUCUUCCUGGUUUCUGAUCAAUAAGAUGAGUUCUGCUCGUGAUUACCACCCGCUACGUUUCCUUACUUUGGUGCGUCACAUGGCAAGAACCGAAGAAGUCUUUGUUUGCUUUGCCGUGAGGUUUUCUCCCACGGAAGGUUGUCUAACCAUCUCAACGGAGGAAGUGGCAUUCGAAGCUUUAGACACAAUGGUGCCUGACUUUGAAGAUGAGACCUCUCUCAUGUGCCAGGCUCAAUUCAGAUGUGCCCCACUGCUUGUGACCGGGCAGUGGCAUCACCUUGCUGUGACGGUGGCAAAAGAAACGAAGCAGAUCUGCACCGUUUCGGCCUAUCUGAAUGGCAGCCUGGUGGGCUCUGCGAAGAUGCAGUACAUCCGGUCACUGCCAGGGAGCUUCACUUCUAUGGACCCUGCUUCUUUUAUCGAUGUCUUUGGCUUUGUGGCUACACCGCUGAUGUGGAAAAAGAGGUCUUGCUUGUCUUGGCGCCAAGGCCCCAUAUUCUUAUUUGAAGAAGUUCUGUCCAUGAAGAUUCUGCAGCUUAUGGAAAAACUUGGUCCGAGAUACUACAGCAAUUUCCAGGCUGUGGAGCUUAGAGGAGAAGGCUCCCAUGGCCAUGUGCAGAUGGCUCCUUUGUUGCCACCAGAGAAGAUUUCCUUUGGAAUCAACGCCAGAUGCUCAUUGUAUGCAACAGUUAAAGGCAUAAAGGACAGCUAUGGUGAAGUGGAUGGGCGUCUGGUCGCUAAAGAGCUGAAGCUGUCCUCCCGUGAUAAUACAACACCUGUUUUCAUGGCUCAAAAUACUGCUGCAAAGCUCCCUGGGUGCUUAAGAACAAUUGGUGCCGUUGUGGUGGGCCAGCAUGGAACGCGGGUCUUCCAGUCCUGUCCGGCAGUGGUCAGUCUGAACUACCUUGGUGGCCCUUCUCUUCUGCUGGCUCUGCUGGCCAGGGCUCAGGAUGACCACGCUGUUUAUGCGGCUGUCAAAGUCUUGCAGACCGUCCUGAGCUGCAGCGCAGUGAGCGAAAGCCUCAUGCGGGGAGGCGAUGGGUAUCAGAUUCUGGCAUAUCUGUUGAAAAAAAAGGCCCACCUAUUAAACAGCAGAAUUCUGCACCUCGUUCUUUCCAUUGGAGGCACCUCGGAAGCCAGCUUAGAACAGCCGACGAUCAAGAACAUGGAGAUCUUCCAACAUAUUGUGUGCAAUUUUCAGCUGUGGUGCCCUGCCUCGGAAAAUCUGGACCUCCCUCUGUUUAAACAUCUCACGGAAGUCCUCCAGUCCUCCAGAGAAAAGAAUUCCACCGUGACCCUCAUCCAGCAGGCGCAGAUGGUGCCCAAGCUUCUCCUUCUCCUCGGGGACUCUGGGAUCCCAACCUCUCGCGUCCGUCGGAUCUCUGCCCUCCUCUGCCAUUCCCUUCAGGGCCACUUCAGCAUCAAGGAUUUGCACUGGAUUGGCUUAUUCUUGGUUUACACUUUAUGUCCUGCAUCUAUUGAUGAAAAUGAGACCUUCUCCAAUAGUAUUCCAGAGUCAUUUGGACAAGAUUUAACUCAGACAUCUGGAAAAAUGGUCUGGCUUCGAAAUCAGUUGUUGAGCAUGCUGCUGGAUGUAAUUCAGCCAGAUGAACUUCAUUUGUCCUCCGAGAUCCAAGAAAAAAUGUUCCAGGCCUUGGGCCCUGACUGGUUCCUGAUGUUUAUGCAAAGUCAUGUAAAUGAUACCACAGUUGUACUGGCAGCCAAAUUGCUUUUCCAUUUCUUGCACAACCGUGCACACCUGCAUGAGUUCAGAGACGGGAUGAUGGGGGGCCUGUGGCUGAGAAGCAGCUUAAAGGGGCUGAAUAUUUUGACUGACAAUUUGAAGAGUUCUCCCCAGUUAUUUGAGUAUCAUCCAUAUCCGCUCUCUGGAUUAAUGGAGCUGAAGAUGUUCCUGAGCUACUCACUCCACAUUCCGGAGAUUUACCUCCUUCUCUCAGGACUUCUUCUGGACACACCACUGUCCAAGCCACCAGAUGAAACCCAAGCAGGUUUGGGUGCAACACUAGAGUGGCUGCUGUGCAACCCUCACACAGGGACAGUGGUCAAAGCCGGCUUGUGCACAGAAGCCGCUGUUCUGCUGCUGGAGAUGGUCUCGUCCCUCACAAGGCAGAUUCCAGCAGAGGGAGAGGAUUCUUGGCAAACCAGCUUCUUAAAGGACGUCCUGCACUUCAUCCACCUGGUGUACCACAGAUCCCCUCAGGAUCCCCUCUGGUCUAAUCCUCACUUCCUCCAAGCCGCAGCCUUGGCUGCCUUCCCCUCUGGGCCAUCCCAGCCUCCAGCUAGGAAAGAAGUUUGGGACUUGGUUCAGCGUCUCCUGAGGGGAAUAAUGCUGCUGGACUGGAGGGACAAAAGGUGGCACCCGCUGGAGUUCAUUCUUGAGGCCUCUCCAGAGAACGCUGCUAUUGAGCAAAAGACGUCCUUCCAGACAGAGCUAUUGCUUUCCAUUAUGCAGAUUGUCUACAACCUUGGUCAAAAUUACAAGGAAGCCUCCGGUUCAACAGGAAGUGGUGAUACCAGGAACAUUUUGGAAUCUGCCAGGCCUUAUUUUCUCACAAAUGUUUGCUAUUUUACUCAGAAGCUGGUAGGCAAACUUCAUGAGGGAAUGUGUGUCACAGACCCGAGGAAGACCAUCCUUUUCAUUGCAGAGCACGUGCAAUUGGUAACAAGAAAGCUCUUUCCCCACAAAGAAUCAAUUUUGAGCAACUUGUACAACUGUUUGAACCACAGCAUCUUGUACUAUUUAUCGGACCCCUUUUCUGGGUCACAAAAUCUUCUGGAAGUUCUGCACACUCUUCAGACACAAUGGGACAUCAUCUUUGCAGCACACAAUUCUAGCCUGGAUUUCAUCGCAAGCUUUUUGUAUUGCCUGCUGCAGCUGAGAUCCAUGAGCCAGAGCUAUCCUGAAAGUGGUGAGGCGAAACGGAUGCCAGCUUUGGGUUGCCCUGUUUCUCUGGCCCCGAGAAAAGAGGAAGAGAGAACUGAUGGUGACCUUCCUGCCCUGGAGGAGGUUCAGCAAGAGAUCCAGAGGGCAGCUGAGGAAAUCUGGCUCCGGCUUCUUUCUGGGAGAAGAAAAGAUUUAGAGGACGCAUAUAAAAUCUCUUUAUUUAAAGAGAAAGGCGAUGGAGAAGAGACAAUGAAGAUGGCUGACGUAGCUCCUCUGUGGGAAGAAGCCAUGAGGAAGACCUGUCGGGGCUUUCUAGUGUCGGACAAGAAAAACUCCCAGAGCAAAAUUCUAGUCAGUGCUUCAAGCAAGAUGAGCCCUUUGAACGAGACCUCGACUCCCAGCAGGAACCUAAAACAGGAUUUUACAUCAUAUUUAGAAAAAUGCAGGAGAACUGGCCAAGAACUCUAUGCAGCUUUGUGCAAGGAUCACGUUGAGAGAUUGCUGUGCAUGCACUCUAAGUCUGCCAAAGCCUGGACUGAGCUUGAAGAUCGACUUUUUAGGAAGGGGGGCCCGUGGGGCUCUGCAGUAGCUUCUCCAGUUGCAAGGUGGGUCCUGGAUGCCUACGAAGGUCCUGCUCGGAUGAGGAAGAGGAUCCAGUUCAAAGUCGCCCACGAUCCAGCGGAACCACUGCAAGACAAGGCUCCCCAGACACGGAAGGCGGCCUCCCCUCCAGCUCUUGUGGCAGAUCAAGGUGAACGACCAGCCCUGAGCAGAGAAGCAGAAGCAGGUCGGGAUCAGCUGACAUUUUUUCCUGCCCUGCAUGAACAUCUCCAUUCGGAGGAGUUCAUGGAAGUCUGUGUGGAAAGGAAAAUCAUCCUCCAGGAAUUAGUACAAGAUGAAAAGAUUACCUGCCGGCUGUCUGUGGUGAUAGUUGACGGACACGUAGCGUUGGAAGGGGCGGUUCUCUUUGGCCGGGACCAUUUCUACCUCUGCAAGCAUUUUACUCUGUCCCACCUGGGGGAUGUUUAUUGCACGCGCCACUGCUUGUCCUGCAUCAGUGAGCCAUUCCUUUACAACUUGUGCCGCUCAACGGAGGCCAUGGCUGUGGAGCCCACGUGUUCCUGCCAUUCCUACGGUGACAUUCGGGAGAUCCGGCCAAUGCGUUUCCUUCUGCAGGAGGUCGCCCUGGAGAUCUUCUUAAACAACGGCUAUUCCAUGUUCCUUGUAUUCCACAACAGCGACAGGAAGAAGGUCUUGACAAGAUUUUGUUCAAUGAAAUCAAAAGGCACCACAGAUGAGUCUACUCAUAAAAGAAAACAAUCUGGGGGAAAAAAGUCCAUGCUGUUGAAGUGGCAGAGGAGAGAGAUCAGCAACUUUGAGUACCUCAUGCACCUGAACUCCCUGGCGGGACGGACCCACAGUGACCUCAUGCAGUACCCCGUGUUUCCCUGGGUCCUUGCAGACUACCAUUCCCAGGCUCUGGACCUGGCCAAUCCCAACACCUUCCGUGACCUCUCCAAGCCCAUGGGGGCACAGACAGAAGAGAGGAAAGAGAAAUUCAUCCAGCGCUUCAAAGAAGUGGAGAAGACUGAAGGUAACCUCUCGGCUCAGAGCCACUACUGCACCCACUACUCCUCCGCCAUGAUUGUGGCUUCCUACCUGGUCCGCCUGGAGCCCUUCACAGAAACCUUCCGAUCUUUGCAGGGAGGGGACCUGGAUGUUGCAGAUCGCAUGUUCCACAGCGUGAGGAACACCUGGGAGUCAGCCUCAAGAGACAACAUGACGGAUGUCCGGGAACUGAUACCUGAAUUCUUUUACCUCCCUGAAUUUUUAACAAACCACAACCACAUUGACUUUGGAUGCUUGCAGGACGGGACCCGGCUGAACGACGUGGACCUGCCACCUUGGGCGGGAGGAAACCCUCACUGGUUUAUUAGGCUGCACAGGCAGGUCUGUACGGAGAGGCGGUUUGGUGGAAUCAGGACCACAAAGUCAGAGAUAAUAUUCACAACAUACGUUUUAGUCUAAAAUAAAGGUAAAGAGAAAUUUCUGAAAAGAAAUAGGAUUCCCUUUUUGCAGCCGUUACUCAUAGCCUUUGUAUUUUGAAGUGGACAUUAUACAUGAGGCCACUGUGAUGAACCAGACAUGUAGGCUUCUUACAGCCCCCCCAGCCCCCUCCCUUGUGAGAAGGGAUAGGAUGCCUUCCUGCCGUCCAGGUAACUGAGUGGCUUCCGUUGGG